CCCCAAACUACCCACUGCCCAGGCUCCCUCUUGCCCCACCAGGAGAAGAUGGCUUCUGAAAAAUUAGUGGACAUCUUUGAAAUCUCUAAGUCAAUGUUCAUGUAUCCAUGGCUGGAAUAUCCAGAGAGGACCAAAGAAUUCAGAAAAGCCAUGGCUCCUGUUCACCUGCCCUUGUCCUGCUACAAGAUUCCAAAGGAAGAGCUUCCCCCAAGUCCGGAAUGCUGGCGGCAGCACCCGAGCAAGCCAGGUUCAGUCUCUUACUGCUACUCCAAGACACCUGAGAUCUACUCACAUUGGCAUACCCUGUAUGACCAGCGGAAGGAACGGGAGGUCCAGAAAGUGUUAUUGAAAAUGAGAGGCCACCAUCCUAAUACCCAAAAGUUCCACCUCCCCAUGAGCAAGUUGGCUAUGAAAUCUCAGGUGGGACCUGGGCCGUUAGAGCCUACCAGGGAUCAUCUGAAAUGGCAAAGAUUAGAGGAGCUCACAAAAACCUUGGAAUCUCCCAGAGAAGAUGAUCAGUUCUAUGCAACACAGGCUCUGGGCUAUCUUGGCAUGAGGGAUCAGUUUAUUCUGAAGGCGCUAUGGCAGGUGGCCAAAACUGGUCCAAAGAAAGUGAAGUAUGAGGCUUAUCGAACCCUGGCCAUCCUUGGCUGCCUGGAUAAGCAUGUGAUCCAGGCUCUCAUCACACAACUGAAGAAGGAAAGUGCGAGACACAGGAUGCAGACACUGACAAGCCUACGAGUGGCUCUGAACUCCUGGGCUGCCAGCCCUGAAGACAAGAGGACGCAAGUCGGGAAUGAAGAAGAGCUCGUUCUUGUGCUGCAGACGCUGAUAAAGUCGUCCUCAGGUGAAGCAGCCCUGGAGGCAGCCCUGUGCUUGGGUUUCCUAAGGCCCAGUAGCAACAUGGCCCAAGAAUUCUUGCUGCAGUGCCUGUGCCAAGGGACCAAGACCCAGCAGAUGAAGGCACUUAGGAUGCUGGUCAAGACCAUUCAUGUGCACUCCGCUGCAGUCACCAGGGCCAUUCUGGCCCAGCUGUGUUCUUCUACUGUCAUUGAGGACCGCUUCGAAGCCACCCAGAUGCUCAGGACCAUUGGGCUGGAAAAGAUCAAGGCACAGGGACUAGAGGAACUCACAUUUGACCUGCUCAAAUGGAAGACGCAUUACGAACCCUUCUUUGCUAUGCGGCAAGCUGUGGCUGAAACUGUGGAAGAGCUCAAUAUGAAGCCUCUGAUGAUGAACUUGGUGGAAGCGCAACUAAUGAACCCAAAUGUCAGUGCUCGCCGGGAGGCAAUCAUCUCUCUGGGUGUCCUGGGGAUCCGUAGUCCACAAGUGUUCCACUUGCUCCUGGACAUGCUAGAUGCAGAAGAGAACCAGGCUGUGAAGAAAAGUCUACAAGAAACAUUAAUCAUUUGGGCCUCAGUUGAUCCCUGGAUCCAAAAGAAGCUAAAGAACAAGGUUUUCUUUGUCUGUGAGGCACCUAAAACCAGAAAGAAGAUAGAGCCCACAAGGUUCCGGAAGGAGCCUGAGGACCAAGAAGAGUUGACUAUCCAGGACUUUCGACUAGCUAAGCUGAAUCCCUUGUUUAUUACAAAGGCCUGCACCAAGGUAGAUCAAACAAAAAAGUUUCCUGACUUUCCAUCCGAUCUUUCUAUACCACAAAAACAAAAGCAACGGACCACAGGGCCCUGGAAGCCAAGGAUCAGGCAACAGCUCUGGGCCCUUGCUGAAAUCAACAAGUAA
Octodon degus (degu) is the source of this 1740-nucleotide messenger RNA. It is a transcript of the gene Heatr9, whose product is annotated as HEAT repeat containing 9. NCBI's taxonomy places the organism in Eukaryota, Metazoa, Chordata, Mammalia, Rodentia, Octodontidae. The record is from RefSeq and is a predicted model, not a curated record. The transcript has 15 exons. Bases 49 to 1740 code for a protein of 563 amino acids.